Messenger RNA from Letharia columbiana, 1506 nucleotides. RefSeq lists its product as uncharacterized. Bases 1 to 1506 code for a protein of 501 amino acids. The transcript is spliced from 5 exons. Gene Ontology annotation, cellular component: plasma membrane. Gene Ontology annotation, molecular function: carboxylic acid transmembrane transporter activity. NCBI's taxonomy places the organism in Eukaryota, Fungi, Ascomycota, Lecanoromycetes, Lecanorales, Parmeliaceae. The record is from RefSeq and is a predicted model, not a curated record. Gene Ontology annotation, biological process: transmembrane transport; carboxylic acid transport.
AUGUCAAAAGUUGACCUGUACAGCGAAUUGGGUGUAGAUGGUGAUUCCGAGACUCCAGGUGCUCCUGGAGCUGUGGUCGUGGCAAAAGACCCGGCCGCACCUUCGAAAGACGUUUCUUCGAAGCGGCAAUCAGCAUCUGACCUGUUCACCAUUUUUUGCUCCGGUUUCGCUCUCAUCAGCGAUGGAUACCAGAAUAACCUCAUGACCAUGACAAAUGUCGUGUUGAAAGCGGAGUACAAGAAGCAAUAUACCUCUGCUGUCAGCACCCGUGUAUCCAAUGCUCUGCUGGUAGGGGAGAUUAUAGGCCAACUCGUCAUUGGCCUGACAUGCGACUAUCUAGGCCGCAAAGUCGCAAUCGUAACGACGACUGCCAUGAUCGUCAUUGGCGGAAUAUUAGCCACCGCUUCCCACGGCAUCACUAUCAAUGGCAUGUUUUGGAUGAUGACGGUAUCUCGGGGAAUUGUUGGAUUUGGUACUGGAGGAGAGUAUCCUGCUUCAAGCACCUCGGCCUCCGAGGCUGCGAAUGAGUUCACGCCGAAGAAACGAGGGCCAAUCUUCAUCCUGGUGACGAAUCUUCCGCUCUCCUUCGGUGGGCCCUUGGCCGUCAGUGUCUUCCUGAUCGUUUUUUCGGCGUCAACAUCCAGGCACCUUUCGACGAUAUGGCGAGUAUGCUUCGGUAUCGGCUGUCUCUUGCCCUUGACGGUAUUUUACUUUAGAAUCAAAAUGCUGAACUCUAAGCUCUACCGCAGAGGUGCCAUUAAGAGAAAGGUCCCAUAUCUCUUAGUAUCGAGGUACUACUGGAAGUCUUUGAUUGGGACGUGUGGAGCAUGGUUUUUGUACGACUUUGUGACCUUUCCAAACGGAGUAUUCUCUGGUACCAUCAUUUCAAGUGUGGUGAAGAAUGGGAGCAUUCUGAAGACAGCCGAAUGGCAGCUUCUCCUUGGGAGCAUAGCCUUACCCGGUGUUCUCGUGGGGGCAUGGUUGUGUGACAGAUUGGGCCGGAAGAACACUAUGAUGCUAGGCUUUAGCGGCUAUCUGGUCUUUGGACUGAUAAUCGGGUGCGCCUAUGAUCGAAUCACCAAGGUCGUACCCCUUUUCGUGAUCUUUUAUGGUCUCAUGCUGUCUUCUGGAAACUUAGGACCUGGUGAUAUGUUAGGUUUGAUGUCUUCCGAGAGCUAUGCCACAGCAGUUCGUGGUACGUGCUAUGGCAUUUCAGCUGCGUUGGGAAAGACUGGCGCCGCUGUUGGCACGGAGGUUUUCACGCCCAUCCAAACGAAUCUUGGGAAGAAAUGGACAUUCAUAAUCGCGGCCAUCUGUGGUGUUGUCGGUGUCUUAGUAACGUUCUUCUUCAUCCCAAACCUCACUGGUGACGAUCUUGCGGUUGAAGACGAGAAAUUUAGGGCGUAUCUGGUGGCUCAUGGAUGGGACGGUGAGAUGGGCGAAGAAGACUUGAAGGCUCUGGCGGAUAAGGGAAUUCCACCGAGUAUAAUCGAAGAAGUCAAGUGA